AUGAAGCCCAAUGUCUGGAAUAUAAAGGAGAUGUUGAAUAUCCCUGCAACGUCUGGAGGGAUAAAAACUGGUAAGGGUCCUGGAACCAGUGACUACUCCAGCCUGAGUGACUCCCAGUUUCUCUUGGGCUCUCAAAUGUGGCCUGACAAUUCACAAGGGUUUACUCAGGAGAUGAGUGGACAGAGCAAAGGUUCUCAGCAUACCUCACAGGAAAUGAAGGAAAUUAUGAUGUCCAGCAGCUAUAGCUCUAAGCCGCUGUUGUUUGGUGGUGAUGGCAAAAUCUCAAACUUCACCAGUAGCAAAUAUGUUGGCAUGUUAGACAAAUUUGAGGAGGAGAAGAGAAAAGCCAAAGAAAAAUAUGAAAGGGAAAUUCUCACUCAUGGAAUUCUACAACUGCAGGAAUCUCUGGAAAAUACCAGAGAGACUUUGUUAAAUCGUAUUGAUGGAAGUAACGACAUAACCAAAGUUGUAAUGGAAAAAUUGGACACUUUUUCAAAAACAAUUGAAUGUUAUUUAAACAGUGUGAAAGAAGGUAUAACAUAUCAGUUUGAGACUCUGCAGAGCCGAACACAAAUAGAUAUGGGAGACAGGGAUGCCAAGUGCAGUCUGGCUGCAGAAGAGUUAAGCUCAGGCAUGCUUAACCUCCAACAGGAUCUGGAACAUCUGAAAGCAGAGCAGAGCAAAGAGCAGGGCAUGCUGGGAAAAAUUCUGUCUCAGCUUAGCAAUUUGAUUUCUAUUCACAAGCCGAUGACAGGACCUGGCUCUGCUAGAAUGAUUGACAGUGAGGUUCAGACAUCACCCAGUUUAUUACAGAGGUUCUGUGUCAUAUUAGCUGAAAAAGAACACGAGAGCAAGAUGAUACGCAACAGGCCUGUCAUUUAUUCAGGAAAAGCAACAGAGCAGAACCAGUGUCCGCUUACAACACAGAAGACACGAAACAGAAAUGCACAUGCUCUGCCUGAAGAAAGACAGCAGACAGUAGUCACAGAGGAGGUUUCCUUGAAUGCUUUGCAGAGUUUAUGGGGCACACAAUUAGUCGAGAACAUAGAGGACCAUGGAGGACAGUAUGUAGACCAGAAGCCUCAAAAACCACUGCAAUUGAGAGAGAGCCGAUUUGUCACUGAUGCGAUGCCACCACUAAAAAUACCUAAGAGGCGCCAAAAACCACUGAAUUAUAGGGGGAAAAAGAGAGCCCUGGUUCUGCCCCAAAGACAGUCGGUAAAAAAAAAAGAAGCAAGUUUUUCAAAGGGCAGCCAGCAGAAUGAAGACCUUCAAUUUGAUCAAAAAGACAGAGAACCUUUGGCUUCCCUUUGUGGCAACUGGAACAUGACCAAGUCUGUUGGAGGGGAUCACCUAAAACUACAGCAGCAGGCGACUGUAGCACCAGUCAGUACGUGUGUAGCUGAACAACCACUAAACCCUUUCAGUUUGUGGUCUGAGGACACAGACAGCUCCCAACUGAUGGUGGAAAAUGGGGUUUUUGAACCAAAAGCUAGUGUCAUAGAAGGAGAAGACGGCCUCUGGCAGCUUUUUGACUUCACUAAUGACUCAGAAUAAGAUGC
Molecule: messenger RNA, 1562 nt
Organism: Puntigrus tetrazona (Sumatra barb)
Lineage: Eukaryota; Metazoa; Chordata; Actinopteri; Cypriniformes; Cyprinidae
Product: interactor of HORMAD1 protein 1-like
Exons: 7
Coding region: 1-1557 (518 amino acids)
Biological process (GO): meiotic DNA double-strand break formation; DNA recombination; homologous chromosome pairing at meiosis
Cellular component (GO): condensed nuclear chromosome
Source: RefSeq, a predicted model, not a curated record